Molecule: messenger RNA, 1677 nt
Organism: Histoplasma capsulatum G186AR
Lineage: Eukaryota; Fungi; Ascomycota; Eurotiomycetes; Onygenales; Ajellomycetaceae
Exons: 1
Coding region: 1-1677 (558 amino acids)
Source: RefSeq, a predicted model, not a curated record
AUGGUCCUGUCAAUAAUCCGCGCGAGCUGGCAGUGUUACACUGCGCUCGAGAGGCGCAAUAUAGCCCUCUACAUCCUGGGCAUUAUGCUCUACAAAUUCGGGCUGGAGGCUUUCAAUGGAUCCAUUGUCUCUCUGGCCACCAACAGAUACGACUAUGAUGCGUUGGUCUCUAACUCGACUCCCAAAACCUUUGAACGAGUCGGGCUCCUUACUGGACUUAACCAAGCCUUCCAGUGCAUAGGUGCCAUCCUUAUAGCACCCCUCGUCCGGAGAGCUCCCACAAAAUUAGUCUUGGCAAUCUCCGUUCUCGUUUUUGGUCUCUUCACCGCACUGCUCCUGAUCGUGGAUGCCAGUACCGGCGGGAAAUUCAUGCCCAAGAGUUUCCAGCAUAGCCAUCCCAGGAACGAUUUUUCCUACUAUGGCAAGUACAACACAGACGGGUUAAUUCCCAUCUACUCAGUUACUGGUAUCGCCUACGGGAUGGUAGAACUGAUCCGUCGUGUCAUUCCAAGAGAUAUCGUGGGGGGAAAUGUCCAGAAACUUCGUCGGCUCGAUGCAUUAGUUCACAUCUUUUAUGAAAUUGCUGGAACUGGCGGCGCAUUCUGCACAGCCCUGGCCCUAAUCCCGAAUCUAGGAAAUAACUAUUCUUUCAUAAUCACCCCCGUUUGUUUUGCCAUGGCCGCCUGUACAUGGUACUCUAUAACCAACCUGGACUUCAAGCCCCAAGUACAAGAAGUGCUUUCCGAACAUCCUGCAUACGUCAAAUCAAUCGUCGGGUCAUUUCUACUCUUCUUCGAAUCAUUCUGGACGGGCGGCAAGCUCAUAUUCACUAAUCGGCGGUUCAUCUGGCUGUUGCCCGGAUACGCCAUUGCGUUGUAUGGCCACCGCUACCUGGAAAAUGGGAUAGCACCGGCAAUAGCCCGACGAUAUCUGGGCAAUUCAGCCUGGUCGCAGCUGAUCGUUGGGGGCUCAAAUUUGGGCGAACUGAUAGGUGCUUCAUUUGUGUUCUUUUUUACGAACCUCAUUACCACCCCCAUUCCAUGGAUCCGGCUUGAUGCGGUACUGUUGUUGGUAGUAUGGUACUUGCCAUUUUGGUACCCCCCGGCUGGCCAGGUUGGCUAUGCCUGGAUAGCCGGCGCCACGUUUCUCCCCAUAUCUAUCGGCUGGGCUGCCGGCGAUGUCUCUCUCGCUGCAUACAUCCAGGCGACACUUGCGCGCGUGGAGUCUAAGACACGGAAUGUCUCCGCCUUGGGCGCCGUGAUGGCGUUCCUCUACACCACCUACAUUGUCCUGUACGCCAUCACUUCCCCGGCUCUAGGCUCGUACAUAGACCACGUCUUCAACGAAUCUGGUGGAGCCGAGAAUGGCGGCGACAUACACCUAGCGAUACUGAACGUAGGCGCCGUUCAAUUCACCAUCCUGGCAGUGGUUAUUUUGGGCGCGACAUUUGUACCCCAGGGGGCCGUCGCACUUAACCCAGAGAUAUUGUUCGACCAGAAGCUGGACACGGAAAUAGUCAAGCCUAGCAAGCUGGAUGACGGGAUCGAUAUGCCGAAGCGCCGCAAGGAUAGGGAAUAUACUAAUAACUAUUCAAUUCUCAAUGGCAGCAGUCACACUAGUCGUCAUGAAGUCUAUGAUGGCGGAAGUCGGCACCAGCGUUAUGCAAAUGUAGCAUAG